This is a messenger RNA of Dictyostelium discoideum AX4, 2182 nucleotides long. RefSeq lists its product as hypothetical. The transcript has a single exon. The annotation marks the transcript as partial. Gene Ontology annotation, biological process: chromatin remodeling. The record is from RefSeq and is a predicted model, not a curated record. NCBI's taxonomy places the organism in Eukaryota, Evosea, Eumycetozoa, Dictyosteliales, Dictyosteliaceae.
AAUAUUAAAAGAAAUUAUAAAUUUAUUUUUACAAUAUGAUAAUAUUUAUGCAUUUUCAAGUUUAGUUGAAUCAUUUAAUUUAUUUAAAGUGAAAGAGAAAUAUUUAAUUAAAUCAAUUAAAUUAAAAGCAUUUAAAAUUUCAAAUUAUUUAUUUAAUCAUUUUUUUAGUAAUAGUAAUAAUAUUAAAAAUAAAAUUAAUCAAUUAGAAAUUUGGAAACAAACAAUUGAUUGUAAUAUUAAUAGUAAUAGUAAUAUUAAUAAUAUUGAAAUUGGUAGUGGAGAUAAUAAUAAUAAUAAUAUUAAUAGUACUAGUAGUAGUAGUGGUUUAGAUAAUAAUAAAAUUUUUAAAUUUUUAGUUAAUCAAUUAAAAUUUGAAAUUCCAAUUAAUUUAGUAUCAACACCAAAUUUAUUAUUACCAUCAUCAACAUCACCAUCAGCACAACCAAUAUUUUAUUAUAAAUUAGAUUAUUUUAUUUAUAAUGAAACAUUAGAAACAUUAAUAGAUUCAUGUAUUACAAUCGCAUCAUUAGGUUUAAAUUUAAAAAAUAAAAAUAAUUUAAAUCAAAUUUGGGAAUUAAGAAAAUUGAAAAUUUUAAAAAAGAUUAAUUCAGAUUCAAAAUCAAAACAAGAAAAUGAAUCAAAAUAUAAAAUUAAUUAUGAAGAAGUUCAAGAUAUUAAAUUUUAUAAAUUUUUAGAAAGUUAUCAAGAUGAAACUUUUGAAACUUUAUCAUUAUUAGAAAUUAAUGAAAUAAAGAAUAAAUUUACUCAAGAUCAAUUAUCAACAAUUUUAUUUAAAUUUAAAUUAGGUUGUAAUAAUAGUAGUAGUAAUAAUAAUAAUAAUAAUAAUUUUAUAUUUGAAAAAAAUGUUGAAAGAAUUAUUAAAAUGUUAUUACCAUUUUUUGGAGAUGAAGAUUAUAUUCAAAAUUAUUCAUUUUAUUUAUUAAUGUAUAAAUGUGUAACAUUAGAACAAAAUGGUUAUAAUAAAGUUAAAGAAGAUAGAUUCUAUUCAAGAAUUUUAGAUGAAAUGAUUCAUAAAGAGGUUGAAACGAUUUUAUUUAGAUUUUGUAGUGGUAGAUUAAAUAGACAAAUUCAAUAUUUAAAAGAUUAUGGAAGUAUUUCUGGUGGUGGUAUUGGUGGUGGUGGUCGUUCAUUCACAAUUAAACAUUACUUUAAAACUCUUUUAAAUUUAAAUUCAGAUAUUCAAUUAGUUCAAUGGUUUUUAAAGAAUUACGAAAUGAAAUUACAACCAAUUGAAGAAGAUUACCUAUUUUAUUCAAUCAAUCCAAAUCAACAAACAGAUGAUAAUAAUAAUAAUAAUAAUAAUUAUAAUAAAUAUUGUUGUGGCGAAAAAGAAAAUGAAUUACAAUUAUUUAAUUUUUUAAUUGAAAAUUUAAAAUCAAAUAUUAAUAAUAGUUUACUUAAUGAUAAUAUUUUAAGAAUUUUAUUCACUAAAAGAGUUGAUUUAUUAAACCAUUUAAAAAUAAAUUAUCCAAUUGAAUAUAAAUUAAGAUUAGAUAAAUUUGAAUUAAAAAUACCACAAAACUCAAUGGAAACAAAAACAAAAAAUGGUUAUUCAAGUAUUACUCUUGAGGCAGUAAACUUUUUAGUAGAGAAUAUUGAUGAUUUUAAAGAAAAAUUCCAAAAGCAAUUACUACCUCAUGUAUUUAAGAAAAGAGAUGAAUCUGUCGAAACUAGAAUAUCAUAUGUUCAAUCAAUAAUUAGAAAUCCAAAGAAACUAUUUGUAAUUUUUAAACACGGUAUUCAAAGAUCAUUACUACUAUUCAACUAUUACGAAACUGGUAAACUAUUUUACAAUUCACCAAACAUUUCAGUGAUCCCAAAUACAAGUAUUGGCGGUAUCUCUGUGAAUGAUCAUGAAUUAAUUGUGGAUGAUAUCGUUUGUAAAUGUGAUACAAAAGGUAUAGAUUUAAUUAUAAAUUCCAAUCAAAGUCAAUUCAUUGAAAGAUUAUUAUAUUUAUCAACUCUAUAUUCUCAAUUAAAAGUAUUUCAAUAUAUAAAAUCAACUUAUUCAUUAUUGUCAUCUCUUGCUCAACCAUUAAUUGAAAUUUUAGUAACUUUAGCAUUAGAUUGUAAUCAUAGAUUUUUAAUAACUUAUUUUAAGGAUACUUUAAAUUUUGAUUCAAAAAAUUAUAAAUCAAAAUGUAAAUCAUUAAUUAUGUAA